CAACUGUAGCUGCUUGUUUCAUUUCCAGGCUUAUUUCGGUGAAGCACGAAAAUGAAGAACAAUUUUAUUCAUUUAUACUUACUAUCCUUAACUUUUGUCGUUUGCUGGGCUCGUGGUGUCCCAACAUCGGUCAACGAGUCUAAAGCAAAAGUGAACUGCCCAAGCUAUUUGCAAAAUAAUGUAGAAGUGCCUUGCUGGACUUUAGGCUUUAACGCAAAAUGCUAUUGCUUUUCCGCGACCAAACGUCUUGAUUGGAGACGAGCAAACGAAUUCUGCAGAGGAGGAGGUAUGGUAUUGCUUGGUCUUGAAACUUUCGAGGAAGACAUGUUGAUCUCGAAUCACAUCAAAGGAACCAGUUCGCCAAAUUUGCUAGACGACUACUAUUGGACAUCGGGAAGAUACUCUCAAGAAGGAAGGAAUCGAUGGGAAUGGGCUACUGUCGAACCUUACCAGCCAAUGACUUACACCAAUUGGUAUCCCGGGUUACCUAACAACAACUUACCUGGAAGCUUUGCCUACGUCAACUAUCUCUUCGACACUGGAAUUUGGUUUGACAUGGCAAACACUACAUCUAUCUUAUUCAUAUGCGAAUCAAUUGAUGGUUCGACAACAACCACUUCGACUACCGGUUCUUUGACAACUGCUGAACCGCCAACAACGGAAUCGCCAACAACAGAACCACCGCCAACAACUGGACCGCCAACAACGGAUCCGCCAACAACAUACCGGCCGCCAACGACUGAACCGCCAACGACUGAACCGCCAACGACUGAACCGCCAACGACUGAACCGUCAACAACGGAACGGCCAACAACUGAAUAUUCAACUGUUAAAAAAUAAAUAAGUGCAAAAAAAAAAAAUAA
Messenger RNA from Daphnia carinata, 863 nucleotides. Its product is annotated as gamete and mating-type specific protein A-like. The coding region runs from base 52 to 840 and encodes 262 amino acids. Gene Ontology annotation, molecular function: carbohydrate binding. Gene Ontology annotation, cellular component: external side of plasma membrane. Gene Ontology annotation, biological process: biological process involved in interspecies interaction between organisms. NCBI's taxonomy places the organism in Eukaryota, Metazoa, Arthropoda, Branchiopoda, Diplostraca, Daphniidae. The record is from RefSeq and is a predicted model, not a curated record. The transcript has 4 exons.